Sceloporus undulatus (fence lizard) is the source of this 4600-nucleotide messenger RNA. It is a transcript of the gene STIL, whose product is annotated as STIL centriolar assembly protein. The transcript has 17 exons. The record is from RefSeq and is a predicted model, not a curated record. Gene Ontology annotation, cellular component: centrosome; centriole. Lineage: Eukaryota; Metazoa; Chordata; Lepidosauria; Squamata; Phrynosomatidae. Gene Ontology annotation, biological process: protein localization to centrosome; mitotic spindle organization; centrosome duplication. The coding region runs from base 145 to 4029 and encodes 1294 amino acids.
GAUUGGCCGGCCGUGCCGCCAUUUGGAGGCGCCACAACAGGGCGGAGGUAGGAAGGCGGUUAAAGUGCCUGUAUUGGCAGUAUCGAAAACGCCUCUGUAGUGGAUGGGAAGGGUGACGUUUUCAGAGUUGAUCUAUUCAGCCUUAUGGAUCUAAUUUCCCCUGUAUCUCACAAUCAAAGAGCUGUUCUGGAAAAGAUGGUGCCCUUCAGCUUUCCUCCAUCAAAAUAUGCACUUUGGAAUCCAUCUCCUAUUGGAGAAAGUUCUAUAUCUCACUUGACUUAUUAUAGAAACCCUAAGUUAAACAUGACUGAGAAAACACUACGACUUGCCCAUCGUCAUGCUAAACAAAGUCGAAGAAACCUCUUCACCUGUUUUCUAGUUGGAACUCUUGAGACAGAUGAAGAUGGUGAAGGCAUAUUACUAACAAUAGACCGUUUUGAUCCGGGUCGUCAAGUAGCUGGUGGUUUGGAGAAAAUACCUACAGCUCCUCUUCCUGGAGAUUUUUUGAUUCCAUGUACAAUUAAUUUUGGAUCUUCCUCAGGUGAUGUCACAGUGCACAGUUCUCAAGAUUUCAGCUUGGCUUUCAAGGUCCUUCAACAAAAUCUAAACACCCAAGAUUGUUUGGAUCCUUCCAAAUUGCUGACAUUGAGAGUUCACAUCUCUUCAGUAGAGAAUAUGGACAACCUAAAUUUUGAAUUUCACUGGGCAGCUGUAACAUUGGCUAAUGCCCUGAAAUGCACUCCUGUGAAGUCUGUUCCAAUAAUUCCUACAGCUCUUGCUAGAAACCUAAGCAGCCACUUGAAUAUUGCCCAAGUUCAGGGGACUUGCAAGUGUGGUUAUCUUACAAUGGACCAGACAAGGAAAUUACUUCUAGUUCUGGAAUCUGACCCUAAAGCAUAUACUUUGCCACUGGUAGGCAUUUGGCUGAGUGGGAUAUCUCAUAUCUAUAGUCCACAAGUCUGGGCGUUCUGUCUGCGCUACUUAUUUAGCAAUUCAAUUCAAGAGAGGGUGUCUUCAGAAUCAGGUAGUUUUCUCAUUGUGCUUUAUUCUCUGAAGCAUAAUGGUCCAGAAUUCUAUGAAUGCUUCCCUUGUGGUGGAUGUACUGAACUAGGUUUCCAGCUACUUACAAGCAAGGAGACAUUACAUCUGUUCAAAAAUGUUGAGCCUUCAGGUAAAUGUCCUAUCCAGUUUGAACUGAGUUCAGAAAAUAAACAUGCAGAAAUGGAAUUCUUCAGCAAAAUUUUGAAAAAUGUUUCCAUUAGCAGCUUGUCUCAAAGUACUUCUCCCAAUAAACUGUCUGAUCAUGACUCUGGUGUGGAAGAUGAUACAUCUCCAAGACUAUUUCCCAGUCCUUACCCAGUGUGUCAACAGAUAACAGAGAUCCAGCCUUCAGUACCUGAACUAUCAAUUGUAUUUGAUGGUGGUCCUACAGAAUUGGUUCCAAAACAUGUCAUGAUCACAGAUAAAAAAAAUAAACCUCCAUUUGGAUAUCAACCUGCUAAGAUUACAUGUCCUGCAAAGCAUCCCCCAUGCCAACUCCAGAAUUCUGAUUGUGGCAAACACACAUUUAGUGGCUUUGCCAGAGAAUCUUUUCCAAAGGAAUUACCAAGGCAGUUAAAACAGAAAAUUCCAAUUUUAAAGCCUUGCAAAAGAAUCCAACCUCCAUUACAACAGCAGCCCAAUGCAGUCGGAUUUCAAGCAAGGAAGAAUUUUGAAUCUACUUCAUCCUCUUCUUCAGCAUCUCCCAACACAUCUCCUCAUCAACUUGGAAAACCUGAAACGUAUUUGGGAGGUGGUGAUGCUGCACAAAGGAAAGGGCAGCUUCCAAUUAGUGGACCCACAGAAUCUAAAUCUAAGCAGUCUCCUGUACCUUCCCAUUCCCCCUGUCACAGCUGUGGGCAGUUACCUCCACAUGUGAGAAGCCCAGUGGAGCAUCAGAUUCCAAUUCAGCAUCCACAUUGUUGUCCUCCCUGUGUCUGCAGUUGUCAGCUACACAACCAUAUGCAAUACACUCCAACAAAUGCUUGGCAAGGAGUCUAUAAAAUGGGUUCCAGUCACACACCUGAAAUUCAGUCAGGUAGCACCCAAGAAACUACAGAGUUAAUUGUCCAUCAAAACAUGGAAUGUACUGAUUCUGGCUGCAAUCUAGUAUCUGCCAGUAGUAGCCCUAUGAACCUAGGCCAUUAUGGAAUAAUGGGGAACUGGUCUCCUUGUAGCGAUAAUUUGGCAGCUACACGUAAUAUUUCUUCUUCUGAGGACUCUUGGAAUGCACAGUCUCAUGCAGUAUGUUCAAAAAUGAGAUCAGAUAAUGAAAUGAUGGGGUUAUCAUCAGAUGUUUACCGAAUUCUUACUGAACAAGACAGGCAGAUCAAGCUGCUACAAGCUCAGAUCCAGCGGCUUUUAGAAGCACAGACGCUUCAGUCCUGUUCCACUAUAGCAAGCAAUAGUUUACAGUCUAAGGAGCAGCUAGAAUUUGUUGCCAUGGAAACCCAAUCCUCCCCAGUGUUGCACAUGAAAAAAAGUGUCAGCAUUGCAGUGAGCACAGGUGCUAGCUUGUACUUGAAUGCCCCUUUGGAAAGAAACAAAGAUUCUGUGAUGCAGGAUGAUGGUGAAAUUUCCAAUGAAGAUAUUAAUAUUUCUAUGAACACAGAAAAAGACAAGAGUCAAACAAGCAUUGCCUCGUCAUUAAAAGUUGUUGAUAUACCCAGCUUUGUAGAUAGUGUCCAUAUUGUUGAAGAAGGGCCUAGUCAGCAUUCUGUUGAGCUUCGUGGGCCAGCUGCUACAGGGAUAGCCCAAACCUCUCUACUGAAUGAAAGUGUUAGCAUGUGCUUACAAUCCAGACCAUCAGAGGGAACUGAUAAUCAUUUGGCAGCAAUUAAUGAACAAAACAUUGAAAAAGUCAUGAAUACCUUACCAAAUGUCCCACUAGAUGACCAGAAAUUUUACCAGGAUAUACUGGGUCAAGUAAAUCAUUUCUUGAAGGCAUCUUCUGAAGUAAGCAGUUCCUCUGUAAAAGAGGGGGUGAUCAGCAAUGAAUGCAGCACUUCUUCAAAAUCAAACAACCCUAAAAGAGAUUCAACACCUGACCCUGUCCCGAAAAAUAAAGACAGUGUUUUGAAUGCAACCUUGAAGCAGUUAAAAAAACUUGGAGUAAAUUUUGACUGUCCUAAUCAAAUCAACACUGCUCACAAAGUAGAGAAUGCUAGUAUAAUGACCUGUAUUCAUCCUGAAGCAGUAAUUCCAGGGCUAAACUACUUUUCAUUUGCUAAUGUUGGCACGAGUGGCUUAACUCCCAAUGGUGUAGAUCUGAGUAUGGAGGCAAAUGCUAUUGCUCUCAAAUAUUUAAGUGAAAAUCAACUGUCACAACUUUCUCUGAGUCGUUCAAGUCAAAAGGAUUCUUUGACUUCGUCUUUACAGACUCUCCUGCACACUAAUACAGACAAGACCUUUGUGGGUUUUGGCUUAAUUUCCCCAAGCAAUAUGUCUUUUGCAACCAGAAAGUACAUGAAGAAAUAUGGGCUCUUACAAAGCUGUGAUAAUAGUGAUGAUGAUGAACAGCUGACUGAUUAUUACAGAAGAGAAGAAACCUUAAAUCCUGUCCUACAGCUGGAUUUCAGCCCUGCGAUAGAUGGCUUAGCCUGCUGGAAAGACCCUUCUGAAAGAAUUGGCAGAAAAGAAGUUCCUCUUAAUCUCAUACACCAUGGCAGUGAACAUUGUAGUAGUGAUGCGUCAAACUCAGAAGGCCCCAUAUUAAGAAAUGUUACUAAUGCAGUCCUUCCACUCAGAAUUCUUCAUCAGUCAAAUGAAAGUUCAGAUCCAGUUUUAAAAGACUUAAAGCCAAAAAUGAAACUUGUAUCUGGAAAAGCAGAGUUUACACAACAUCCUGACAAAGAGAAUCUUAAUGUUCAGAUUGUACCUGAAACACCACAAACACCUACUGUUGAUUACUUAAAUCAAGCAGACAACAUGAAUUCAGUGGGUACUUUUCUUGAUGUACAGCAGCUCAGACAGUUGCCAAAAUUAUUGUGAUCUUUGUUUUAUUGCUGUCUGCAGGACUUUUCAGUAUCAGUUUUGUCAGUUCAAGAGCAUCUGUUGGCUAAAGAUCUCUGAGGGAUGUUCUGGUGAAGGCUUGCCAUUUCAUCUUGGCCAAUCUAGUUGCCUUGUACGAUAUUAGCUGUUACAUGAGAGACAUGUUUACACCUCUGACGUAUUUCAGGUAUCUUGCCCUAAUGUGAACAUGGCUUGUGUGAUGUGAUGUAUGGUGGCUUCAUGAGUUUUAAAAGGGGACAGGGUGCAACAAUUAGUGUUGAAGCAGACAAUGAGUGUUUGUUAUUCGGUUGAUCUUUUUGGAUUCACCUAAGCAUUAGUAUAAUGCACUUCAUUUUAUAGCUCUGAUUUUUUAAAGAAUUUAAAAUAAAAUGAGGAAGUGGCUUUCAAUUUCAAAUCAUGAAGCAAAACCAGCUCAGCAAAUAUCACCCAUCUCUUGGGUUUUGAAUUUGUAUCAAAUAUAAGGAACAAAUAUUUCAUACAUUGUUGGUCUGUUCAAUUGGAUUGUCCAAAUAAAAUGUACUAUAAUCUUUUCAUAUAUAAACUUAUUAAA